AUGCGUGUAGAUAUUCUGAUGAUAGCAGUGCCUGCAUUUGCCCUUGCGGUCCCAUUGGACCAGCUCGGUGUAUCGGACACUCUGCUGCUUUUCCCUGCCACGAAUCAUACUUAUUUUUUCAAUCUAACCCAACCCGGUAUCCGUUGCUUCGAAGAAGAACCUACGCUGAAAUCGACGACGGUAGAUUCAUGUCGUCCUGCUCUGACAGAAAUGAGGAAUUUUCAAGAUUACAGUCGUACACAGACUUUCAGAGAACAUAAAUACCCCAAGAAACCACUGACUCCACCUAUUGCGUGGCAAGCUCGAGGUGCGACGUGCGACAUUCGUUUGGGUUCUGGCGACCCUACAGUGGAGGAUAAGAUUAGCUGGAAGGACAUUCGUACUGCAGUCACGAACAUAGUCGAAGAUUGCCAGCCACCACGCGGAGAAGGCAAAGGAGGCUGGAUUGUGGUUGGACAAAAGGGGGAAUUUGUGCUCCGUGUCUUGGGGAGGGAUCCAGUGGAGGUAGAUGAUGACCUUGUUUUAUGA
Messenger RNA from Bacidia gigantensis, 528 nucleotides. RefSeq lists its product as uncharacterized. The transcript has a single exon. Lineage: Eukaryota; Fungi; Ascomycota; Lecanoromycetes; Lecanorales; Ramalinaceae. The record is from RefSeq and is a predicted model, not a curated record. Bases 1 to 528 code for a protein of 175 amino acids.